Molecule: messenger RNA, 2529 nt
Organism: Hyaloperonospora brassicae
Lineage: Eukaryota; Oomycota; Peronosporomycetes; Peronosporales; Peronosporaceae
Source: the annotation of a GenBank genome assembly
AUGCAUCUGAGUCCGCGGGAAGAAGAGCACUUGAUGCUGCACACUGCCGGUUUGCUGGCGCAAAAGCGCUUGGCACGGGGCCUGCGCCUCAACUACGCCGAAGCCGUUGCCUUACUGGCCACGCAAGUGCUCGAGUUCAUCCGAGACGGCAAAACAGUGGCCGAACUCAUGACCCUCGGCGCGCAGUUGCUCGGCAAACGCCAAGUGAUGGACGGCGUGGCGUCGAUCCUGGACGAAGUGCAAGUGGAAGGCACGUUCCCGGACGGCACGAAGCUCGUGACGGUCCACAAUCCCAUUGCCAGUUUAGAUGGCGACCUGUCGCUUGCGCUGUACGGGUCGUUUCUACCUGUGCCGGCGCUGGAAGUCUUUGGUCCUUCGACUGCCGAGCCGACGAAGGCGCUCGGAGCGAUCAUUACCCGGGACACGGACAUCGUGCUGAAUGAAGGCCGCGAGAAGCGCGUGCUGCAGAUCACCAACUUGUCGGACCGACCGAUUCAAGUCGGUAGUCACUACCAUCUCAUUGAGACCAAUCCGUAUCUCGAGAUGGAUCGGAAACUCGCGUACGGUUACCGCUUGAACAUUGCAUCGGGCACGGCGGUGCGCUUUGAACCGGGGGACCAGAAGACGGUUUCGAUCGUCUCGAUUGCGGGGGCGAAGGUGAUCACGGGUGGCAAUAACGUCGCAUCGGGCGUCGUGGACGAGUCCAAAGUGGACGCUAUUGUUGCAGAUGCACUCGCCAAAGGCUUCCACCACAAGCCACUGGAUGUGAGUCAGCUGCCUGCGUGCACGACCCAACCUGACUUUGGAAUCUGUACGAUGCCCAGAAGUGUGUACGCGCAGAUAUAUGGUCCGACGACAGGAGACGUGGUGCGUCUUGGUGACAUGGAGCUGUACGUGGCGGUGGAAAAGGAUUUGACAGUGUACGGAGACGAGUGCAAGUUUGGAGGCGGUAAGGUGCUUCGGGAAGGUAUGGGUCAGGCGUCUGGCAGGACGUCCGAUCAAGUCGUGGAGACGAUCAUCACCAACGCUUUGAUUGUGGACUACACGGGUAUCUACAAGGCCGACGUUGGGAUCACGAACGGACUCAUUGUGGGCAUUGGCAAAGGAGGCAACCCAGACGUCAUGGACGGCGUGAUGCCCGACCUGGUCGUCGGCGUGAACACGGAAGUGAUCGGGGGCGAAGGUCUGAUUCUUACUGCAGGAGGCUUUGACGCCCACGUACACUUCAUCUGCCCUCAGCUCUGCACCGAAGCACUUGCGAGUGGCUUGACCACGCUGCUCGGUGGAGGAGUCGGUCCAACGAGCGGGACAAAGGCUACGACGUGCACACCCGGUCCGAACCAUAUCAAGCUGAUGCUCCAGGCGACAGACGUUGUCCCGAUGAACAUCGGUCUGACGUCCAAGGGCAACACUGCGCUUCCAGAGGGUCUGCAAGAUGCAAUUGAUGCGGGCGCAGUUGGCAUGAAGCUGCAUGAAGAUUGGGGGACGACCCCGGCCGCCAUUGAUACCUGCCUCAGUGUUGCCGAGGACAAUGACGUUCAAGUGACGAUCCACACCGACACGCUGAACGAGUCUUCUUGCGUCGAGCACACGAUCGCAGCGUUCAAAGGCCGAACGAUUCACACGUAUCACAGUGAAGGCGCUGGCGGAGGCCACGCUCCCGAUAUCAUCACUGUGUGUGGUGAACCCAACGUGCUUCCGUCGUCGACGAACCCAACGCGUCCAUACACUCGUAACACUAUCGAUGAGCACGUGGACAUGCUGAUGGUCUGUCAUCACUUGAACAAGAACAUUGCCGAAGACGUGGCGUUUGCAGAGUCGCGGAUCCGCGGCGAGACCAUUGCUGCUGAAGACCUGCUGCAGGACAUGGGCGCAAUCAGUAUUAUCUCGUCGGACUCGCAGGCGAUGGGACGCAUUGGCGAAGUGGUCACUCGCACGUGGCAAACCGCCGACAAGAUGAAGAAGGAGCGUGGUCUUUUGCCCGAAGACGCAGCGUCCGACCACAAGUGUGACAACUUUCGUGUCCGGCGGUACGUUGCCAAGUACACGAUCAACCCCGCGAUUGCUCAUGGUAUGUCCCACCUGAUUGGAUCGGUGGAAGUGAACAAACUCGCCGACCUGUGCUUGUGGCGGCCGUGCUUCUUUGGCACGAAGCCCGAGAUCGUGAUCAAAGGCGGGAUGAUCGCUUGCGCUCAAAUGGGGGACCCGAAUGCGUCGAUCCCGACGCCCCAACCCGUGAAAAUGCGGCUAAUGUUUGGUGCCAUGGGCGAUGCUGUGGGCUCGGGCUCGAUCGCUUUUGUCAGCAAGAGUUGCGUGGACAAGAACAUUGCGCAGUCGUAUGGACUCAAGAAGCGCAUUGAACCUGUCCGUCGCUGCCGGGGCGUCACGAAGAAGGAUAUGAAGCUGAAUGACGCGGUGCCCAAGAUAAAGGUCGACCCGGAGUCGUUCAAAGUGCACGCGGAUGGGGAACUGCUGACUUGCGAACCAGCGAUGACGCUGCCACUAGCGCAGCGGUUUUUCCUCUUCUAG